UUAUUAUGGUCUUAUGAUAUUUAUUAAGUUUACUGAUAUCGUUGAGUCUAACAAAACAGUUUAAGAUUUGUAGAUAAAAGAAGAAUAAAAGCGGAAGAAGCCGUGUCAAUCUUAUUAUUAAUUAUUCAAAAAUCUAAAUAGAGCCGAUAAAAAAUGUCUUACGAUGGUGGCUACAAUCCCUAUGGCCAAGGAUAUUCUGCCCCUCCCGGAGCAUAUCCACCACAAAACUCUCAAGUAUCGCCCGAUGCUCAACAAUGGUUUAACAUGGUCGACAGGGAUCGUUCCGGCAAAAUUAAUUGCGAAGAAUUACAGGCGGCUCUCGCUAAUGGAAAGGGGCAAAGUUUUUCCGAAACAGCUUGCAAAUUGAUGAUUAGUAUGUUUGAUAACGACGCAAGCGGUACUAUCGAUAUUUAUGAAUUCGAAAAACUAUUCAACUACAUCAACCAAUGGCUUACUGUUUUUAAAACUUACGAUCGUGAUGGCUCCGGACAUAUAGAUGAAAAUGAAUUGCAACAAGCACUGACGCAAAUGGGUUUCCGCUUCUCUCCGGAGUUUAUAAACUUCCUAAUUAAAAAAAGCGAUCCACAGGGCCAAAAGGAAGUAUCCGUUGAUCAGUUCAUUGUCUUGUGUGUACAGAUACAGCGUUUCACUGAAGCAUUCCGUAUUCGUGAUACUCAACAAAAUGGAACAAUUACAAUAGGCUUUGAGGAUUUCCUGACAGUAGCUAUUGGCAGUUCUAUUUAAGACUAUACAUGUAUAGUAGUCACCAAAAUGCAAAAGGGCGUAAAAAUCGUUUUAUUGGAACAAAUUUUAAUAGUAAAAAAAAAACGUUUCGAAUAUAAAUUUUUUCUCAGCUACCCUAUCAGUAUAAAUUACAUCGAAUAAAAUGUAUGCAGUGUUGAGUCAAUCUUUGAACUUUUUUUACAAACUUAUACAUAAAAAGUGUUCUUAUGUCCUUUUGCAUUUACGAUGGCCAAAUGGUUUUGUUAAACUAAUUGCAACAAUGCUGUGUACUUUAACAAAAUCCUUAAAUGUUUCGCAUGAUAAUAAUUGUAUUAGCAGCUAUACACUUUACAAAUACUUAACAGCUUUAUUUUUUUCAAAAAACACCAUAAUGUUUUAUAUGUAAGCACCUACAUGUAUCUCUGGCAGAUGAACAAUUUUUAAUAGAGUUUUAUUCUUGGAAAUGCAUAAGAUUAGACCACUUUUUGAAAUGUGUAGUUUUUAAAUGGCAUUUGCAAAAAAAUAAAAUUAUCAACUCAUUUUGUAGCUGGAACUGUGUUCAGCUUAGACCAAA
This is a messenger RNA of Stomoxys calcitrans (stable fly), 1297 nucleotides long. RefSeq names its product peflin (gene Pef). The transcript is spliced from 4 exons. The coding region runs from base 154 to 744 and encodes 196 amino acids. NCBI's taxonomy places the organism in Eukaryota, Metazoa, Arthropoda, Insecta, Diptera, Muscidae. Gene Ontology annotation, molecular function: calcium ion binding. The record is from RefSeq and is a predicted model, not a curated record. Gene Ontology annotation, biological process: COPII vesicle coat assembly.